GUCUUACAGAGACCUGUGCAGGGACAUUUGUCUCUUUGCCAAAUAAUCUAUCAAUGCUUGGAACAGUAGGCCCUCCGGUACCAAAUGUUGAUGUGCGCCUGGAGUCUGUUCCUGAAAUGAACUAUGAUGCUCUAUCAGAAGUGCCUCGUGGAGAAAUAUGUGUGAGGGGAAAUACUUUAUUCUCAGGAUACUACAAACGUGAAGAUCUUACAAAGGAGGCUAUGAUUGAUGGUUGGUUUCACACAGGGGACAUUGGUGAGUGGCAGCCUGAUGGAAGUAUGAAAAUCAUUGAUAGGAAGAAAAACAUCUUUAAGCUUUCACAAGGAGAAUAUGUUGCAGUUGAAAAUCUGGAGAAUGUCUAUGGUCUUGUUCCUGAUGUAGACUCGAUAUGGAUAUAUGGAAAUAGCUUUGAGUCUUUCCUUGUUGCUAUAGUCAAUCCCAAUAAGCAAGCUCUUGAGCAUUGGGCUGAAGUUAAUGGUGUAAGUGGGGAUUUCUCUGCAAUAUGUGAGAACCCCAAGGCAAAAGAAUACAUUUUGGAGGAACUCACAAAGGCUGCAAAAGAAAAGAAGCUGAAAGGUUUUGAGUUCAUAAAGGCAAUUCACCUUGAUCCUGAGCCAUUUGAUAUGGAACGUGAUCUGCUUACCCCAACAUACAAAAAGAAGAGGCCUCAGCUUCUUAAGUAUUACCAGAGUGUCAUUGACAACCUGUACAAAAGUGCGAAGUAAUCUUUUUACCCAUGCAGCUGACAGAGUUUCAUCUUAUGGAGUUAGCAUUGCAUCCUUUCUGCUCCUUGUAAUUUUACUAUCAUUGAUGCUGUGGUAUCCGGUGUAGAUACGUUCAGAUAAUUUAUACUACAAGGAAUCCAAAUGAUAUAUUUCAGUUAUGUCUUUUUGGUGA
Molecule: messenger RNA, 897 nt
Organism: Elaeis guineensis (African oil palm)
Lineage: Eukaryota; Viridiplantae; Streptophyta; Magnoliopsida; Arecales; Arecaceae
Source: RefSeq, a predicted model, not a curated record